Molecule: messenger RNA, 447 nt
Organism: Bipolaris zeicola 26-R-13
Lineage: Eukaryota; Fungi; Ascomycota; Dothideomycetes; Pleosporales; Pleosporaceae
Exons: 3
Coding region: 1-447 (148 amino acids)
Source: RefSeq, a predicted model, not a curated record
AUGAACACAGUAAAAUCAGUCUACUAUGGCUGGGCCACCCUCAUCGUCGCCGGCGGCGGCGCCUAUUUCUUCGCCAAACGCAGCAUCAACGCCGACCGAGCGCACAAAGCAGAGCUGGACCGACAAAAGCGCGCGCGCAUCUACGAGAUGGAGCACGGCAUACAAGCACCCCCGACGACGCCUUUGAACCCGACGGCGCGGCCAGGGUCAACGCAAGCGGCGCCGCAGAGCGUGACGAGUGAAUUGGGGCGGCUGCGGAGCGAAGGAGGAGGGAAUGGGGGCAAUGGGGGUAUGGGACAGACGGAGGGGAAUCCGAGUGUGCAGGCGAGUCAGGAUCCGGCGCCUACGAGGCAUGCGCCUACGGAUGAGGGGCAGAGGGUUGGGGAGAAGAGCAAGUACGAGGCUAGUGAUGUGUAUCGGAGUAGAAAGGGGGAUCGGUUCUCAUGA